AUGUCCAUCUCCUCACCAUUGCCUUCAAAAGUCAUGGACCCGGCACGGCUGAGACCUCAUCAUUCAAGCGCAAAUUCCCAGAGCGAUGACUACGCAUCGGACUAUCAGACUUCUGAUGAUGGUUAUGACUAUAACGUCGUUGACGAUGCACCAGAAGCACAGCCAACAAAAGCCAAGAAAUUCAAACCGGCUAUAACUUCCCAGGCUUCCAUUGAAGCUAGUGCAUCGAAGGGGCUAGAAGAUGCAGACCAUGCAUUUACAGAGUUAAUGCCACAUAUCUGGCAGCGCCAUGCUGGCCGGCGGAGGGCCAAGAUACCAGAAGUAGAUCUGGAUUUGGAAAAGGGCGUUAGUGGUGGCGCAGCAACAGACGAGAAGAAGUCAUCGAAGGCGGCCCCAGAGGUGACAAAUAUCAAGCUGCGCUGGACCAUGCCCGAGAUCGAAGGUUGGCGUGUACUACAGUUGGAUUCUAGUAAGCCAGAUGUCGAGGUCCAAGAGCCUUAUCUGCAACAGCGCAGAGUCCGAUGGCACCAUUCUGAGCGAGACGUUAUGCAACUGGACAUACCUGAGGACCUAGUCAAUGAAUGUCAGUCUCAGGGCUUAGCUCGUGGCGAACGAGGACUCACACGACGUCUGCUCAAGAGAGUCCGUAACGUUGCGGAAAGAGAGAGCAUGGCGUCCUCUCUGGAGCCUGCACAGCGACCGAUCAACCUGAUCGAGUUGGCCGACAGAUGCGAGCAGCACCUCAACUCGUUGAAAACGUAUGCGAACAAUAGCAAAACGAAGCACAACAGCGGGAAGAAGAAGGUCUUACUUGAGGAUGUUAUCACACGCGUCAACAGCAAUACUCAAUCCCUCAAAGCCUGGACCGCUGCGAUCACCAAGGGAAGGCAGACAUCCGAUAAAGAAAUCAAGGCAUCGGUCAAUUCGGUCUUCGAGGACAUCGUAUCGCGGGUAAAUGAUGCUAAAGAAGCUCUGGGCCACAGGCUAGCGUUCUCUAUCUGGAUACCUGAUAAAUCCAAGUGCUUCAUGCUGCAAGGCUGUAUACCCAAAUCGAAGCUGACUUCGGAACAGGGCAGACUAGAUCUGAAUGGGAAUGUUGGCAAUGCGGAUGACCCCGGGGAUGGCAAGAUAUACGAUCAAGGGAGCAUACAACAGGCGAGCCAGAUCCUAAAGGCAUUCUAUGAUGCGUGGUCGGAACCCAUCAUCAAAGCCAAUGGCGCGAACCCGACGUCACCAGACAUACUACGGAAGGUGGGAAAGAUUCCAGAUAUGGCGAAAAUCUGCCUCAUUCUACGUGGAAUGAAGCAGGAGAGGCUUCUCGACUGUUUUUGCGAAGAAUCCAAGGAUGACAGGCAUCUGCCGCUCAAGGUAGAGACCAAGAGAAUUAUCUUCGAGCCGGACGACGCCGACCACGCGAAGAACUUUUCCAAUGAGCAAUAUAGGGCUAUGUGUCGAACUUGGAACGAUGGUGAACACAUCAAGAUUGCCGAGGAAGAGCCCCUACCCUUGAAAUAUAUAAAUGAGUACGGGAAAGGAUCCUACGGCAGUGUGACAAGGAACCAACACGCUUUCACAGAUGCAUUCUACGACUGCAAGGAACAAAUCUCCGUCGAAGCAAGAGCCCAUCUACUGCGAGAAAUCGCAAGGCUCAAGAAACCUGGACACAGGCAUAUUGUGCAAUUCGUCAAGUCCUACCAGCGUGGGACUCGCUACGGGAUCCUCCUGAAGCCUGCCGCAACCACUGAUCUCAAGAAGCUCCUCGACAGAUACCGCAGAAACGGCCUCGAUUACGACAGGGAUAGUCGAGACCGUCGGAGAGAUCGCGUUGUCCUUAAGCUUGUUCUAUUGACGAAAGCUCCAGGGCCAAACCCAGCACGAUUUCUGUGGGCGGACUUCGGUCUUGCUCACGACUUCGGUGACUCGGGGCACAGCAAGACGACGAGCAAGUCCCGCCAUCGUUAUUCGCCACGUUACGCUGCUCCAGAAGUCAUGGAGGAGUUUGAGGCCCGCAAAGCAAGAGGCGAGAUCGAACACGAGGACUCGGAUGAUGACGAAGAUGAAGAUGCAGCGGCGCAAUCCAUUGGUGGUCCUGGUAACGCUAUCGGCCAUGGACGGAGUUCUAACAUCUACUCCUUCAGUAUUGUCUUCCUCAAAGUCCUCAGCUACCUAAUCACCGAAGGAUCGGAUGCCUCUGUCCCAAGCGACUGUGAAAGUUGCAUGCCGUUUUGGAAGAACACCGAAGGCGUACAAGCUUGGGCCAAAAAGCAGAUCCAAAGAUUGACACGAAAAGACCCGUUGGUAUUCCUUUUCCGGCUCAGCUCAAAGAUGAUCGCACGCAGGCCCGGAGAUCGGCCUAUCAUUUCCGACGUCGUCCGAGGCCUGACGGAGGCAAAUCAGCAGUACUUUUGCACCGCUUGCCUCCAACAGCCCGAGGAGCCUACGUCACAAGCGGUCAUUGCCGAGGAACAGAUGGUCGAAGGGCUGGAGAAGGCAAAAUGCCUCUCCUAA
This is a messenger RNA of Letharia columbiana, 2508 nucleotides long. RefSeq lists its product as uncharacterized. The transcript is spliced from 6 exons. Bases 1 to 2508 code for a protein of 835 amino acids. Gene Ontology annotation, molecular function: protein serine/threonine kinase activity; ATP binding. Gene Ontology annotation, biological process: peptidyl-threonine phosphorylation; peptidyl-serine phosphorylation. The record is from RefSeq and is a predicted model, not a curated record. Lineage: Eukaryota; Fungi; Ascomycota; Lecanoromycetes; Lecanorales; Parmeliaceae.